Gadus morhua (Atlantic cod) is the source of this 1950-nucleotide messenger RNA. RefSeq names its product nuclear assembly factor 1 homolog (S. cerevisiae) (gene naf1). Gene Ontology annotation, cellular component: sno(s)RNA-containing ribonucleoprotein complex. The record is from RefSeq and is a predicted model, not a curated record. Gene Ontology annotation, biological process: ribosome biogenesis; pseudouridine synthesis; box H/ACA snoRNP assembly. Bases 152 to 1600 code for a protein of 482 amino acids. Lineage: Eukaryota; Metazoa; Chordata; Actinopteri; Gadiformes; Gadidae. Gene Ontology annotation, molecular function: RNA binding. The transcript has 9 exons.
CAGAUCUGCGCAAACCAGGAACAAUACUACAUAGCAUAGCACAUGUUUGAAGCUUGAAGCAUCCGUGGCUGCAGACUGUCUAGUUGCAUGGCAUGGACUUGGAAUUAUAAUCUGUUUACUAGUAGCGUCGGUGACAGGUCAAGCAGUCGAAAUGGCCGGUAAGGACUCAUCAGAGGUCGGAGAACAACCCACACAGCCCGCAGAGCAGCCCCCACGGCCCGCAGAGCAGCUCCCACAGACGGCAGAGCAGCUCCCACAGACGGCAGAGCAGCUCCCACAGUCGGCAGAGCAGCUCCCACAGCUCGCCGAGCAGCUCCCACAGUCCGCAGAGCAGCUACAACAGCCCGCAGAGCUUGAGGAAGAGAUGGACACGAAGGCAGCAACGCAGUCGGAGACCCUCCACGCUGCUCAUGGGAAUACACACCCACCAAAAGAAGUGGACCCACAGCCCGCAGCGGAGUCCCAGGCUCCAGGGGAAGCCAGCGCCAAGGGGGACUUGUGUAUGGACGUGUGUAUGGACGGGGAUCAGUGGACCGAGGACAGGCGGGCUGCCCCGGCGGGCCCUGGAGACGGUUCAGAGGACUCGGACAGCUCUUCCUCCUCGUCCUCCGCUGCCUCCCCUCCCUGUGUUCGGAUGUUGGAUGAGGAGGAUGACGAAGGCUUUAGCCAACAGGCUCAAAUCAAAACACGAGAUGAGGUUCUGCUUGAGGAACUUCCAGCUGUGGAGGAACUGUGUGUGUCCUUACCAGAGUCUGCGGAAAUCCAGCCAAUCGGAACGGUCACCAGUGUUAUUCAGCAGCUCAUGAUAGUCCAAUCACUGAAGGGAACUCCUCCGUUGACGGAGGACAGCAUCAUCUUCACUUCGGACCGGCUGGCAGUAGGCAAGGUGUUUGAGGUGUUUGGCCCGGUCACCACUCCCUAUUACGUGCUCCGCUUUAACUCUGAGGAAGAGAUUGUUACAAAGGGGCUGGUGGUGGGCUGCACGGUCUUCUACACACCAGAACACAAAGAAUACACCGGAUACGUGCUCACCAAACACCUCCAAAAUCUCAAAGGAUCUGACGCGUCUUGGAAAAACGACCAGGAGCCCCCCCCAGAGUCCUUAGAUUACAGUGACGAUGAAGAGGAACAGGAUGCUAAGAAAAAGAAAAGACAGGGCAGCAAGAAGAAGAAGAAUGAAAACGAGACAAGCCACCAGGCCCACCGCGCUGUGGCCGCCGCACCCCAGGACCAGCAGCCAGGGCCCAACUACCGGCCCUUCCCUCAGAGGCCCCGCGGAGCAGCACCUCACCGCUACAGGCACCAGGGCCCCAUGCAUCCCCCCCGGGCCACGUACCAGCACCAACACCCCGGCCACCACCCCCACGCAUAUCCCCCUCCGCCCUGCCCCUACCCUCCCCCAAUGGGGCCGUUCUCUCCGCAUAACUACCCUCUCUACCCUCCUCCUCCUCACCACCAACACCUUCCUCCUCCUCACCACCACGCCUCCUCCGCCUACGGCCAUCCCCAGCUUCCCCCACCAUGGCCCCCGGGUCUCCACGCGGGUCUCCACUUCCCUCCCCCUCCGCCGCCGCCUCCCCCUCCCCCUCCCCCCCACUGAUUGAACAACAAGAUGAACUCUUCUAGGUCACAUGGACACCGUUAACCAGUGGCAAAAGAUCUCGCUGGUUUUUCUUUUUUUCUAUUAUUUUUAUUACGCUGGUCAAUCCUGUCUCCUCAUGUUAAAAUAUGAGCCGAAUUUCAUUGUAGUCUUCAGUUUCCAAGUCCAAGUUCCUAAAUUCCACAUGUUUCUGAUUGAAGUUUAACAGAAAAUGGCCUUGUUCGUCUUGAAGCCCUCAUCUAAAUGUAUUUGUAGUGUUGAACCACAACCAAGAGAACCUCUUUUUAUAGAUGUGUAUUUGUCUGAAAGGUGACCUUUCUCACAGUAAAUAAAUGUAAUCUUCUAUGAAA